This is a messenger RNA of Miscanthus lutarioriparius, 1299 nucleotides long. Lineage: Eukaryota; Viridiplantae; Streptophyta; Magnoliopsida; Poales; Poaceae. The record is from the annotation of a GenBank genome assembly.
AUGUCCAGUACCACCACCUCGCCGCCGCCGCCGCCGCCGUCCGCCGGGGACCAUCCCCGCGUUCUCCUCCGAGGUUUCCUCUCCCGCGAGACAUGCAAGGAGCUGGAGUUCGUGCACCGGAGCUCCGGCGCCGCGGGGUACCGCCCCUCGGUGGUGUCGACGUCUCUGCCGCACUUGGCGACCACCGGCUGCGGCCACCUCCUGCUCCCGUUCGUGCCCGUCCGCGAGCGCCUCCGCGACGCCGUGGAGUCCUUCUUCGACUGCCACUUCGAUCUCUUCAUCGAGUUCACCGGGAUUAUCAGUUGGUGCAAGGGAGCUUCUAUUGGAUGGCACAGUGAUGACAAUAAGCCUUAUCUUAGGCAAAGGGCAUUCACAGCAGUUUGUUACUUGAACAAUCAUGGAGAGGACUAUAAGGGUGGAAUUCUGCAGUUUCAGGAUGGUGAUCCUUCCUCUAUUGUUCCAGUUGCUGGUGAUGUUGUCAUAUACACAGCUGAUAAUCGUAAUGUCCAUUGUGUAAAUGAGGUAACUGAAGGGGAAAGGCUCACCCUGACUCUUUGGUUCACUAGAGACCGUGCUUAUGAUGAGGAUCCGAAACUUCUUAAUUUUCUCUCUCAGACAUCUGAACGAACUGAGAAAAACUCUUAUAUUCCUGUGCCAGCUUCUGAUAACAUGUAUUGGUUUUCCUAUGAUCAGUCUGGUUUUGACAUACGAUGUGCUAGAGUGCAUGUUCGUGGGUUUAGUUUUCACUCAAGCAGUGGUGAAUACAAUAUAUCUGUGUUACCAGCUGAAGAUGACCCAAUAGAGUUGCUUGGAAAGGAACUGUGGCUCGGGAGGGGAGAUUAUGUCUUUGAGAAAAUAUUUUCUAACAGCUUGCAUGCUCUUCAGGUGGUGCAAUUCUACUACUGGAAAAAACAUGAGUUGGCAACAAGGAGGGAGCAAAGUGCUGUUGGUUCAGGAACAGUCUGCUUUCCAAUUAUACAUCAUUCAAAAGGAACAGAACUACCAUUGCCAUGCAACCACUCACUUGCACAAACUAUAUUUGGCUCAUAUAAUACUGAGGAGAUUUUCCAGUGGAAUGAUUUUGCAUUAGCUGUUGCUAUGUGGGAAAAAUAUUCAGAAGAGUUAAAGAAACAGCUGUUGACAUUUUUGCCAUACUGGCUGUCCAAUGAAACCAUUUAUGUUGUUGAUACCUCAGCUCCAGAUAAUUUCAAUUGGUAUGAUCAAAAAUCUUUUACAGCACCCAGUGUUUCAAAAAGCGAUAGGCGCCAUGUAGGUGGUUGGGCUCUGCCUAGAGACUAG